UUAAACUACACAAACAGAAGUGAUCCCGAGUCGAUUCCAUGGGUGCCGUGGAGAGCACCGAUAGGGAAAGGGAUCCGCUACUCAGGCCGAUUCAAGCCGAAGCGAGGAUCCAGCCGGUGAUCGGCAGCGGCAGGGUGUACGGCCGGAGAUGGCUGGUCUUAACAUUAUUCUCAAUGCUCUCUUUUUUACAAGGAAUGGUGUGGAACACAUGGGGGCCCAUCCAAAACUCUGCCAGACAUGCUUUCGGGUUCUCAUCCACUGACAUUGCUAUUUUAGUCAUUUGGGGACCCGUGGGCUUCUUCCCAUGGCUCCUGUUUGUGUGGCUAAUGGACAAGAAAGGUUUGCGGGCCUCUCUGCUGCUCACAGUCUUCUUCAUGGUGUUGGGCUCUGCUCUGCGCAGUGUCCCUCUCUCAAAUCUGCAGAUCAAACGCUGGUUAAUUCAUGGUGGGCAGCUUCUUAAUGGUUUAGCCGGUCCAACCCUUAUGAGUGCCGGCCCAUUACUCUCUACAACAUGGUUUGCUCCAGAUCAAAGGGCUACAGCCACAGCUGUGGCAUCAUUGGUCGGCUACCUUGGAGCAGCCUUCUCUUUCCUGAUUGGUCCUCUGGCUGUACCAGCACCUAAUGAUACACAAAUAGUGAACAGCAUCACCCACUGGGACACAGUGCAUAUCAGAAACAGGAUACAGUAUGUUCUCUAUACAGAAUUGGGGAUGAUUGCGAUCCUCUUUGCAGUCGUGCUGCUCUAUUUUCCAUCCAGGCCGCCCGUUCCACCCAGCAUAGCAGCAGCUAGCCAGCGACUCAGCUAUAGAAGCAGCAUCUGCAGAUUGCUGAGUAACAUGAGGUUCCUGAUGAUUGCACUUGCCUAUUCGGUGCCUACAGGAGUUGUAGCUGGAUGGUCUGGUGUGUUGGAUAUGAUUCUGACUCCUGUAAGAGUUAGCCAGGUAGAUGCAGGAUGGAUAGGCUUUUGGUCUAUUGUUGGAGGCUGUGUGUUUGGAGUAGCCAUGGCAAGGUUUGCUGACUCAAUCCGAGGAAUGCUGAAGCUGAUUGCGGUGCUGAUGCUGGCUGGAGCAUCACUGGCAGCCACUUGGUUCACACUCACCUGCCUGACCAGACUCACUCACCUGCCCUCCAAUAAAGCCACACUUUAUGCCUCCUGUAUCCUGAUUGGCAUCUUCAUCAACAGCAGCAUUCCCAUCUUCUUCGAACUUUUCAUUGAGACGGUUUACCCUGUACCAGAGGGCAUCACCUGCGGCGUGGUCACCUUCCUCAGCAAUCUCUUCACUGGACUGCUCCUUUUCUUUCUCACCUUCUACUUCACAGAUCUUUCCUGGUUGAACUGGUGUCUUACAGGUUCCUGCCUCUUCAGCCUGCUCCUCAUUCUUUUCUUCAGGGAAUCAUAUGACCGUCUCUAUCUGGACGUUUUUGUAUCUGUCUGAAAGGGUUUGUAGCAUCAGGAAAAGGACUGAGCUCUGCUGGCACCUACUUGCACGCACAGGACUGGAAGUGUCAUUUUAAAGAGAAAGUCAAAUGUUUCGUAGUUCCCAGUGCUUUGUGAUGGCAUUGUGAGCAAGAAAUGAAGCCAGCACCAUACAUAUGAUUAUUAUUUUUUUUUUUAAAGGUGUACUUAAUAUUUUGUGCAUUUUAAAUGUUCCUUUUACUUGAACUGAUGUGUUGAUGUACGUUCAUCAGUGGUGUCGAUACUAAUGAAGGAGUUUACGGAUAUCUCUUGGAAGGCCUGCAGUUUACUUGGAGUUUUCAGGAUAAAUGUGGGCUCGCGCAAUCAUCUGUUCCCAAAAGGCUUAUUAGUAGUUUAUUAUUCAUAACCAUGAUGUAAACUGUGAAGGAAGAAAUACUGUACACACUCUGUGACAGUGCCAAUCACUCAUGAAGUAGCCUACAUGUUAUUCUCUGUCUUUAUUUACCUUAUUGUUAUGCAAAUAAUGAUUUCUGGGUCUUGUUCAAAUCCUUCAGGGUGGAAACUGUAUACCUGUUUCAAAGCAUGUGAUUAGAUAGGGAUCCUUGUGUGUAGUUUGUGUAAAGUUAAUUUUUUUUUUUAGGUCUUUCUUUGGAACAUGUGGCUUCUGUCCCGGAACAGACUCACGCAUGUGUAAGAAGUGCCAUCAUGUUCAUGUGCAUACACUUUUUGUUUGACAGCUGCUCCAAAAACAAUGUACAAUAUAGUCAAUAUAGACAUUUAGGGUUGUUUAUUUUAGUUAAAUGAAGUGUGUCAUACUGUAAAUCCAAGCAUGUGACAAAUGAUUUAAUAUAAUUUAUGAUUUAAUGUAAUUUUUGCAGCAGGUUUUAAUUUAUGAGUCACCCAAACGGUUUAUAUGACAUGUUUAAGGGAUUAUAUGUUUGUUUUAAGUACUUGACAUUAGUCAUUGCCAUAAAUGUAAAGAAGGGACACUAUAUUUUUUAAAAAAGGACCUGUGGAAAACAUUGACUAAUGCAGUGUGAAGACUUAUGAUCAUUUUUGCAUAAUGCUGACUCUUAACUUUCCUCUAUCAUUAAUCAGCAGUUAUGGAUCAUCUCUUAGUGUAGUAUUUCAUCUUCACCAUGUAUUAGACUCUGUGUUGUUGACCGUGUAGCUGCAGGUCCACUCACUGCCUCACCCUAUAUUUCUUUUUUUAACUCCAUUUCCCACUGAGCUCUUGUUUUGAAAACAAACUUCAGGGGAUUUUUUUAAAGCUUUCUGUAGAGUGUAAUUUGGUUCAUUAAAUCCCAGGGCUUCAGAUUAAAGAAAGUCUCCAAAGAAACUGUCUUUCAGAGGGGAUACAACAACUAACUUUAGAAAAUCAUCAGAGAGACACAGCUGAUGGAUCUGUGGAUUUUUUUCGGGGGCUUAAACAAGGCCUUAAACACUGUUUGUCUGUAACAGCCAUUGAAGGAAAUUGUAGGUGACAACUCGGCAAGCAUGAGGUGAAAUAACUUUUGUCUUUCGUCCUCUGAGCGUGUUGAGGAUUUUUUUUUUCUACACACCCCCAUGCCUACUCACAGAGUGGUGCCAUGGAGGAUUAUGGGAAGGUACAGCUCUGUAGCUCUUUUUCCUGAAUGUGAUUUUCUCUCUUUUUAUGUACUAAAGGGUUGUGUCUUAAUCCACUGUUCAAGUGUUGCCUUAAUUAACAACGACCUGUGCAAUUGAUCCCCCUUUCUCUUUCCUCAACGGUAUAUCCGACACAACUUGUGUACUUUUUCUCAUUUUAAAGCUAAUAAGAAGAAUUUUUAGCGAUUAAGAUGUUCUUGUCAUUGUGACAGAUUCUGUGUAUGUAUGUGAUUUUCAGCACCUUAUUAAUAAAUCAUUAUGAAGGAAGCCUCA
This is a messenger RNA of Silurus meridionalis, 3316 nucleotides long. It is a transcript of the gene slc49a4, whose product is annotated as solute carrier family 49 member 4. Gene Ontology annotation, biological process: transmembrane transport. The transcript is spliced from 9 exons. The record is from RefSeq and is a predicted model, not a curated record. The coding region runs from base 39 to 1436 and encodes 465 amino acids. Gene Ontology annotation, cellular component: intracellular membrane-bounded organelle; membrane. Lineage: Eukaryota; Metazoa; Chordata; Actinopteri; Siluriformes; Siluridae. Gene Ontology annotation, molecular function: transmembrane transporter activity.